This is a messenger RNA of Bacillus rossius redtenbacheri, 1348 nucleotides long. RefSeq names its product inhibitor of growth protein 4 (gene Ing5). The coding region runs from base 152 to 949 and encodes 265 amino acids. Gene Ontology annotation, biological process: regulation of DNA-templated transcription. The transcript has 5 exons. NCBI's taxonomy places the organism in Eukaryota, Metazoa, Arthropoda, Insecta, Phasmatodea, Bacillidae. Gene Ontology annotation, cellular component: nucleus. The record is from RefSeq and is a predicted model, not a curated record.
CUUGCUGUUAGUAUCGAUCGUUUUAAUGUUAUGAUUUUGAAUUUGUUUUAGGAAAUGUGUGCAAUGUUUACGUUUUGCCAAACUAUUAAACUUUAUAUUUUAAGUGAUUUUUAGCGUGUUUUGCUUUUGUAUGAAUAACUAUAGCUGAAAAAUGACUUCCGCACUCUACUUGGAACAUUAUUUAGACAGUCUGGACCACCUGCCCAUAGAGCUUCAGCGCAACUUCACGCUGAUGAGAGACCUGGAUGCACGAGCGCAGGGGCUGAUGCGCAACAUCGAUCGCCUGGCGGAUGAGUAUUUGCGCAGCGUGAAGACGAUGCCGCCUGACAAGAGGAAGGAGCACAUGACCAGCAUCCAGAGUCAGUUCAACAAAGCCAAGGAGUACGGCGACGACAAGGUGCAGCUAGCCAUCCAGACCUAUGAGCUGGUGGACAAGCACAUCCGCAGACUGGACUCGGACCUGGCCAGGUUCGAGGCGGAGAUCCAGGACAAGGCCCUGAGCAGCGCUCGCGGCCAGGAUGAACACACCGCCAGCAAGAAGGGGCGCAAGAAGCAGAGGGAGAAGGAGCGCAAGAAGCGAGCGGGCGGCGUGUCGUCGGAGGAGGAGGCAGCCAAGGCUGCGCGCAAGAAGCAGAAGAAGGGUGGCACGAGCACGGGUGGCACGGCUAGCGCGGUUGUGGGCAAGGGUGCCAGCUCCGGGACCGGCCUCACGAGCGCGGAGGCCGGACUAGCGGGCAUCGCACACCCCUCCGACGUGCUGGACAUGCCUGUGGACCCCAAUGAGCCCACCUACUGCCUGUGCCACCAAGUGUCCUACGGGGAGAUGAUCGGCUGUGACAACCCCGACUGUCCUAUCGAGUGGUUCCACUUCGCAUGCGUCGGACUAACCACAAAGCCCAAGGGGAAGUGGUACUGUCCGAAAUGCUCAGCCGAUCGCAAGAAGAAAUAACCUUUUGUUGCAUGUGUUUUAGUGAAUGUUAUUUCUGUAUUAAAUGUUUUAUAUUUAUUUAAACAAGUGGAAAGUAUGCAGUGUCUGCAACAGAGCGGAAUCAAGUUGUCGUGUACAGUUGCAUCUCUGUUUAACUAAAACAACACAGCAUUUGACGUGUUGUAAUAAUGUUUUAAUUGUGUAUAUUUUGUACUUAUUUUUAUUUUAAGAACUUUUUAAAUGAUUUUAAAUUAAUAACAAAUAUUAAUGUAAUGUUUUAACAGCUUUAGGUACAAGUAUCAGUAAUACUAUUUUAAACCACAGUUUUAUAAAUGCUGGGUACUGUAAAUUCCACUUCAAAAAAUGUACAAAUUUACAAUAUAUUAUUUCUUAAAUUAAAGACUAAAUUUUUUAGUAAAA